Molecule: messenger RNA, 4398 nt
Organism: Closterium sp. Naga37s-1
Lineage: Eukaryota; Viridiplantae; Streptophyta; Zygnematophyceae; Desmidiales; Closteriaceae
Source: the annotation of a GenBank genome assembly
AUGGACUGCUCUGCGGGCCGCGCGGGCCUGCCGAUCGUCCUGGUGCUGCUUGCUGCAAUUCCAGGACGAGCAGCUGCAAGAAUGACAGACUAUCCAAUACCCUUCACGGCAGAACGACGGCUACUAGUUACUGACGCGGAUGCCGCGUCGCAGGGGAAGCUGCUGUUCAUUGUGCUCUGCGGGGCCACGGUCAAUCUCCGUGCUGCUAUCCUUCUCCACCCCACACCCGCUCCCUGCCUCCCACCACGUCCCCCCCCGCGCUAUUUCAGCUGCCCGUUCGGCUGCCCCCGCGGAAACGGCGAAGAAGCUGCCCCUGAGGGCAAUUUGGAGGGCGACGUCGAGUCUGGGGGUCGCGCAGCAGGUGGGGGAGGGGGACUUUGGGCGCGCGUCGAUACCCUGGGCCCCGUGUCACACCCGUCAUUGGUGCGCCUGGUGGGGUGGGCGGAGGAGGUAGGGCGCAACAUGCUCGUGUACAACCACCCCGCCCCGCUGCUGCACCCCCCCGCCCUUUCCCCCUCCCCCUCCCCCUCUUCCUUCUUCCGCCGGGGCGGUGGUUCCUCUGCUGGCGGCUCUAAGAGAACAGCUGCCGCCGCUGGUGCAGGUGCUGCUGCUGCAGCUGCGGCUGGUGCUGCUGGUGCUGCUGCUGGUGCUGCUGGUGCUGCUGCUGGUGGUGCUGCUGCUGCUGCCGGUGGUGCUUCCUUUGUGAAGGCCAGCAGUUUUGCUGCCAGCGGUGAUCCCCCGGCCUGCCUGUCGUUUGAGCGGCGGGUGGACAUAGCACACAGCCUGGCGGCAGCGCUGCACCAUGUGCACUGCUGCGUGGAACCCCCCUUGGUGCACCGCCAAGUCAACUCCGGCAACGUGCUGCUGCAGCCCCUCUGGCCCUACUCGUCUGCAGUCUCACCCACUCCCCCUUCACUCCUCUCCAACCCGCCUUACCCCUCUCCCUUAAACCCUUUUCCCCAACUCCCCCCCACUUCCGCCCAUCUUCCCCCCACCGUUCCCCCGCCUUCCCCACAACGUUCCCCCCAGGCGCGUCUGGCCAACGUGGGGGAGGUGAAGGGGCUGGCCUAUGCGCCGACCAUUCACGGGCGGCGCAACCGGGCGGCGUACAUUGACCCGGAGUACUUCAUCGCACUCAGGGCGUCUGCUGCCAGCGAUGUGUACAGUUUCGGCAUAAUCCUGCUCGAGCUCCUAACCGGCCAGCCAGCGGAGCAGAUCGAUCAAGCCACCGGCCGCCGCGCCUACCUCAACAUCCCCGCGCUCACCGCCCUCAUCCGCGCGCACCACCUUCCGCCGCUCCUCGACCCCGCGCUGCCCUCCCCCCCCACGCCCGCGCCCUCCGCGCUGCAAGCGCUCGCGUCCCUCGCGGCGGACUGCACGGUGCGGUACGCCAAGCAGCGCCCAGACGCGUCCGCAGUGCUUCUACAAAUGGAGGGGAUACGCGAGGCCGUGCAGAACGGCCUCACCGUGCAGGGCCGCGCGGGCGACCACCUGUCGCUCUCCAUACCUGGCUCGAUUGCCGAGGCGGAGGCUCGGGGGAGGUUCGGCAGCAGGGGCGGGGAGCUGGUGGGCGGGUCGGGCAGGGAAUGGGGGUCGGCCGGGGAGCUGUCUGCUUCGCAAGGGUCCUCUGGUUGGGGCACAGGGGAGCGGUCACUCGGGGGAGGAGGGUCCGCGAGAGAGCGGGGGGGCAGUGGGCGGUCGCAUGGGGGCUCUGACAGGGAGAGAGGAAGCGGCACGAGCGGAGGAGGAAGCUUCUCAGACGGCUCAUCAGCGUACUUUUAUGGUGAACAACCGCGUGGAAUCGUCUCGUCUUCGUCCUACCCGCAGGCGCUCUCCUCUCUGGCCCAUCAACCCCCCUCCCCGCAUCCACCCCCCUCCCCACAUGUACCCGCCUCCCCCCAUACACCCUUCAAGCGCCACUCCCUGCCGCGCACACACACUGCCCCACUCGUCUCCCCCAGUCUCCUCCCCACGCUGCCUCUCUUCGAAGCUCCGCAUUUCUCCUUCCACGCGCUGCAGCAGGCCACAGAGGACUUCGCCCCGCACCGGGUGCACCGGCAGGCGCACCUGGGGGAGGUGUAUCUGGGGACGAUCAAGACCGUGGGGGAGGUGAUGGUGGGCGAGUUGAGGCAUCUUGUCGCUUCUGUGCUGGGGUUCACUGUCACCACGGAGCAAUGCCUGUUCGCUUUCAACCACACCGAUGCCCCUGACCUCUUCCACUCGCUGCACCUGCCAGCAGCACAGGAGCCCAUGGGGUGGCAGGCGAGGGCGCAUGUGGCAUAUGGCGUGGGCGAGGGGCUGCUGCAGCUGCACGUGUGCUCGCACCCUCACAUCCUGCACGGCGCGCUCGUCUCCCGCAACGUGCUGUUGCCCCGCGGCCAACCUCCCCAGGCAAUGCGUUUCUUGAGGCGCGUGAUUCCGUGUUAUCCCGGCACACCAUGUGCUGCUUCCCGGCACACCAUGUGCUGCUUCCCGGCACACCAUGUGCUGCUUCCCGGCACACCAUGUGCUGCUUCCCGGCACACCAUGUGCUGCUUCCCGGCACACCAUGUGCUGCUUCCCGGCACACCAUGUGCUGCUUCCCGGCACACCAUGUGCUGCUUCCCGGCACACCAUGUGCUGCUUCCCGGCACACCAUGUGCUGCUUCCCGGCACACCAUGUGCUGCUUCCCGGCACACCAUGUGCUGCUUCCCGGCACACCAUGUGCUGCUUCCCGGCACACCAUGUGCUGCUUCCCGGCACACCAUGUGCUGCUUCCCGGCACACCAUGUGCUGCUUCCCGGCACACCAUGUGCUGCUUCCCGGCACACCAUGUGCUGCUUCCCGGCACACCAUGUGCUGCUUCCCGGCACACCAUGUGCUGCUUCCCGGCACACCAUGUGCUGCUUCCCGGCACACCAUGUGCUGCUUCCCGGCACACCAUGUGCUGCUUCCCGGCACACCAUGUGCUGCUUCCCGGCACACCAUGUGCUGCUUCCCGGCACACCAUGUGCUGCUUCCCGGCACACCAUGUGCUGCUUCCCGGCACACCAUGUGCUGCUUCCUGGUCUCGCCUGUCUUUGCCUGCCAUCCCGUCCGCUCAUCUAACCCUCUUGCUGUCCCCUCUAUUUGACUUUGCCAUGUCACACUUCCCCGGCCGUUCACUCCCCCAUUCCCUCACUCCCCCAUUCCCCCCCCCCCUCCGGCAGCUAUUCGACUUUGGCAUGUCACACUUCGCGGAGACCCGCAACGACGACUUCGCCUCGCCCUACUGCCAUGCCUACAUGGCCCCAGAGUGCGCCACAACAGGCGAGACGGACAAGACCACAGAUAUGUACGCCUAUGGCGUGCUUCUUCUGGAGCUCAUUUCCGGGAAGCUUCCGUACGAUGACGAUCGUGAUCCGGUGCAGCUGAGUGACUGGGCACGGCAGCAGGACUGGAGCAGCUCGGAGUCAAUAAAGGAGUUGGUGGAUCCGCUUCUAGAGGGGAUGUACAACGAGGAUGAGGUGCUCAUGUUGGCGUCCCUUGCAAUGCGUUGCCUCAAUGAGGAUAAGAGGGAGCGACCGACAAUCAAAGAGGUGUGUAACGGUCAUGGUGGGGAGGAUCCAUGCAUCAGGAUAGUCCCCCACUCCCCGCCCCCUUCUAUCAUUUGCCACCUAUUGGCCACUCCUUCCCCAAACGGAUCACUGGCGGACUCCCUCUCACCCUCAACGUUCCACGUCAACUUUCCCUCCAGAGCCUCGCCUCCACGGCCUCACGUCCGUCUGCUUCCGCCGCACCUCUGCCUCCCCUCCGUCCUGACGCUCCCUCGUGUGCUCUCCCUCGCUCUCGUCCUAUUUAACUCACCUCAACCUUCGUCAAUCACUCACUCCUCGUCUCCCAAUCCCCUACGGCUCCUUUACACAUUCUACAUUAUGUCUGAGCAGGUUUUCAACCCCGAUCUCACGAUGUCCGCCGCUGAAGAGGAAACCCUCGCCGAGUCCGGUGACGAUCUCUUGGUCGAUGACCUUCCCGAAGGGCUAAUCUACGACCGUGUGAGCUCCCCUGACCAUCCCGCUGCGAAGAAGCCCUGCAUGGAUUCUGGUGCUGGCCCUGCUAACUUCAACUCCCCCUCCACCUCUUCCGAUUCGGCGCUGGCGCAGCCCGCGCGGUCCCCUGUGCUCCCCGCUGCUGCUGCUGCUCCCGCGUCGCCUCUGCAAAGCCCCGCGCCCUCUCUGGCAGCAACUGCUGCCGCCCCCAAUGCCCCGGCCCUUCGCGCCGCUGCCUACGCGGCUGUCGCCUCCGGCGCUAACCCGGCCCCCGCGCUGCCCGCCUCGCUUUUGCCUCACCCGCGCCUGGCGGAUCCCCCCGCAAUCUCCGCCGUGCGCGCACUGCCGCGGCCACCCCGAUGCUCCUCCCCCUUCGCCACCGCGUGGUAG